Molecule: messenger RNA, 1254 nt
Organism: Aethalodelphis obliquidens (Pacific white-sided dolphin)
Lineage: Eukaryota; Metazoa; Chordata; Mammalia; Artiodactyla; Delphinidae
Gene: PARD6A
Product: par-6 family cell polarity regulator alpha
Exons: 3
Coding region: 186-1226 (346 amino acids)
Biological process (GO): regulation of cellular localization; centrosome cycle; establishment or maintenance of cell polarity
Cellular component (GO): nucleus; apical plasma membrane; cell cortex
Molecular function (GO): protein binding
Source: RefSeq, a predicted model, not a curated record
CCGUUUCCUAGGAAACGUGGACUCCGCGUUCAACUCCCCGUCGCUGCCCUCUUGACGUCACGGUCCGGACAGGAGGGCGGGGCGAGUGCUACCGCCAGGGGCGGGGCGGCGCGGGCCGGCCGGGCUGUGCACCUGCGCCUCGGCGGUCCGCCUGGGGCAUCAUCCCCGGCCCGCCUGGCCCCGCCAUGGCCAGGCCUCAGAGGACUCCGGCACGCAGUCCCGACAGCAUCGUCGAGGUGAAGAGCAAAUUUGAUGCCGAGUUCCGACGCUUCGCGCUGCCCCGCGCUUCGGUGAGCGGCUUCCAAGAGUUCUCUCGGUUGCUGCGUGUGGUACACCAGAUCCCGGGCCUGGACGUGCUGCUUGGCUAUACGGAUGCUCACGGCAACCUACUGCCCCUCACCAACGACGACAGCCUGCACCGGGCCCUGGCCAGUGGGCCCCCGCCGCUGCGCCUGCUAGUGCAGAAGCGGGCAGAAGCUGAUUCCAGUGGCCUGGCCUUUGCCUCCAACUCUCUGCAGCGGCGCAAGAAAGGGCUCCUACUUCGGCCAGUGGCAUCCCUGCGCACGCGGCCACCCCUGCUAAUCAGCCUGCCACAAGAUUUCCGCCAGGUUUCUUCAGUCAUAGAUGUGGACCUACUGCCUGAGACCCACCGACGGGUGCGGCUGCAUAAGCAUGGUUCCGACCGCCCCCUGGGUUUCUACAUCCGAGAUGGCAUGAGUGUGCGCGUAGCUCCCCAGGGCCUGGAACGGGUUCCAGGCAUCUUCAUCUCCCGCCUGGUACGAGGGGGCCUGGCUGAGAGUACAGGGCUGCUGGCAGUCAGUGAUGAGAUCCUCGAGGUCAAUGGCAUUGAGGUAGCUGGGAAGACCUUGGACCAAGUAACAGACAUGAUGGUCGCGAACAGCCACAACCUCAUUGUCACUGUCAAGCCAGCCAAUCAGCGCAAUAAUGUGGUGCGUGGGGCAUCUGGGCGUCUGACAGGGCCUCCUUCUGCUGGGCCUGGGCCUGCUGAGCCUGAUAGCGACGAUGACAGCAGCGAUCUGAUCAUUGAGAACCGCGAGCCUCCCUGUUCCAAUGGGCUGUCUCAAGGGCCUCCAUGCUGGGACCUGCGCCCAAGCCGCCUACUUCCUGAUGCCCGCAGCUCUCUGCCCUCCCUGGAUGAUCAGGAGCAGGCCAGCUCUGGCUGGGGGAGUAGCAUUCAAGGAAAUGGUAGUGGCUUCAGCCUCUGACAGGCAAAGAUGCAGCCCCUUGCCCUUC